Microstroma glucosiphilum is the source of this 2666-nucleotide messenger RNA. RefSeq lists its product as hypothetical. The coding region runs from base 98 to 2515 and encodes 805 amino acids. The record is from RefSeq and is a predicted model, not a curated record. Lineage: Eukaryota; Fungi; Basidiomycota; Exobasidiomycetes; Microstromatales; Microstromataceae. The transcript is spliced from 3 exons.
AGAGACGUCGACGUGGAGACAAAGGUGGUCAAAUUGAGCCGAACUGCAGAUACUAGAAUCCCGCCUCUCCGGGUCACCCAGCUCUUCGACAGGAUGAAUGCCGCUCCUCGACCUGGUGAUGCCUCCCCUUCCUGGUCCCUCCAGCUUCCGUAUCAUGCGCAGAGACCCAUCACUGGGUACAAGAGGCAUUCGUGCUGGGGCAACAGGCCCGGGUGAGGACGGCUCUGGCUCUGAGCCGGGGAAGAAGAGUAGAAAGGAUAUGACAAUAGAGGAAAGAGAGGCUGCCUACCGAGAAGCUCGGGACCGGAUCUUUGGUGCGAGCCUCGCAGAGAGCGAAGAGCAGUCAAAGCCUGUGGGUAGCUCGGUUGACGGAACAGCAAGGAGUAAGGGAAGCGCUGCCAACAGUCCCAGCAAUGCACGAGCUGGACUCGGAAUGAACUCUGCCACAGCAGGAACUCCUUCGUCUGCCAAGGGCUCGGUGGCAGGGCCUGCUCCACCACAAGAGGAGUUCAGGCCUUCGGGCGCUGCUAUCAAUCCCUACGCUGCCUCUGGUAUGCCUCCACUACCGUAUCAAUCAACGUACUACGAUGCCAAUGGCGCUCUAUUCGGCGCUCAACAAAACGAACCAGGCCGAUACGCAGCGAGCACAACAGGCUUCGAUAGAGAACCCGUCUGGCCUCAACUGACUCCCCAGCAACAGCAGCAACCCCCGUUUCACACUCCACCCUGGUCCCAAUAUCAACAGCAUGCCCAACAACAGAUGCCCCUGUACUCCCAAAACGGCGGUUCUGUACCGCAAGCCAUGUACCAGUAUCCAUACCCUCAGCCAAGUUGGCAACAUUCUCAGCAGGGUGGCCUGUACUAUGCUCAGAAUCCCUCUGGUAAUGGCUCUACUUCCAAUCUCAGCAGCUUCGAUGCCUUCUCCCCUUUUCCCCCUACGCCCAGCACAAACAGCUCCGUCGGUAUACCUUCUCCGGCGCCGAGCGUGAGCGGCAGCAGCAACUCUGCCGUCAGUCGGAGGGGAGGCAGAGGAAACGUCGAAGGAGAUGCGCAGCGGAGGGGAAGCAGAGCCAGUAGCUCCAGCGAGAGUCUGAGCGUCUCAAGAGCCGGCGCGACUGCGGGAACUGCACAGUCUGGGUUUCCAUCCCUGCCUCAUGGGCGACAACAACAGCAGCAGCAGCAAUUUGGAGAUCUACAGGCUUCUUCUGUAUCGACUUCGCGCUCUGCAAGCCCCGCCUCAAUGAGGCUACAACCAACCGACGGUAGAAGGAUCAUGACAUCGGCUGGCAAUGGGAGCUCGGGACGACUCAACGUGGGGGACAGAUCUUUGUUCGACCCCAAUCGUACUGGAGGAGGAGCAGGAGAGUCUUCCACCCAAGGCAGAAGCGCCAGGGUUCAACAUGGAGCAGAAGCAGCUACGUUGACAACACGGCAACAUCAACACCAACAGCAGAAUAUUCCUCACUAUGCUCCACAACAGACUGUCAUCGGCGGUGGAUAUGCGCCGCUCCCCUGGCCUCCUUCAACAGCUCCUUUCGUACCAUCGCAGCAGCAACAGGGAGUGUAUCAACAGCAGCUCCCCUUGGCAGCAAUGGGUUACUACGGGCUGCCUUCCGCCGUCCCCGUCUCGGACAUGCCUCUGCGCUACCCGACUGGGGUAGCCUCGCCGCCCGCUCUGACCGCAGGACUGCACGGUCGUCCGCUCCAGCACACAAUCGGAUCCUCCUCCAUUCGUCUAGGCUCCGUGAUACCGGCUCAAGCCGUUCCGACUUCUCCGGUCGUUGCAUCUGAGGGCGAGUCGACGCAACAUGGCCACCAGCAAGGACAAGUGGAACAGGGCAGUGUCGCAGGAACCAUCUCACCACCGCCGGCCUCGAUUCCUGGCUUACCCGCGAGACCAGAUUGGGUGCUGGGCUCACUCAAUGCGCCUCACGACGUGCGAAGCGCUGCGCUGGCCUCGUUACCAGGCAACGCACAGAGUCCUAACCCUGCCACUACAACUUCAGCAGCAACAGCAUCGAAAGCCAAUGAGGUCGGGGUUUCCGCUGCCCCUGGUGCUCUAGAGCCAGGCAGUCUAGCCACCACACCAAGGUCCAGCGUUCGCUCUCUCAACGGCUACGUGAUGAGCGACAGGGCCGGCGGGGAUGACGAGUUCGGCUCCAGUGAGGCUCGUCAAGAAGAAAGACGAGGAGGCGGCGGCGCAUUGCUCCUGAGCGACAAGAUGGCUCGAGCAGGUCUCUCCAACGAUGUCGACGUCGACGUCCGCGGGAAUGGAGACGAGAAGCAGGACGAGGGGGAAGAAGGCGACGACGAUGACGAGAGUGCCGAGAGCUCCAGUUUGGGCCCUAGCGCCAGCGCUAGUAAUGUUGGAGGUGACGAUGAGAGCGAGGGAGCUCCACCUGCCGGGGACAACGACGAAGAUGAGGAUGAGGGGGAAGCGGCGGGCGAGGCGGACGGAGCGGGUGGUGCGCUUGGGCUUGGGGUCCGGGGUGGGGAGGCCAAUCCGAGCAGCUGAGCACUUGAGGCCAGGCCACUGCUGGCGGAGCAGAAGGGUGAGCAGGAGCAAGGGUCAGUGGUACAGCUUGGUGGGAGGAGCUGCAGGAAAGCAGCUAGCUCAUGCUCCGGCGAGAUGCAGAGGGCGACGGACGAGACACAAGGCAGAGAGG